CUUGGGAGUCAGCCACCGGCCGACAGCAGCAGAGGUCUUCAGUUGAAAGCGAACAUCCGACUCGCUCGCUCGACCCCUGACCGCUGGCCGCGUCCGACCAUUCAAACGCUCUGAGAGUCGCCCACCACAAGAUGUGUCAUUUAAAAUGGUCACUUACGCUGUCUACGCUGCUUCACCUCUUCAGCCACGGCCUGACUUCAGCUUCAAAUGAAACAGAAACAAUCAGCACAAGAAAGGAGGUCCAGCAUGGUGAAAUGAAUAAGUAUUCCAUUCCGCAAUCAGACCGCUUAACAGGAAUUUACAACACGACACUCUUGGACUCGCACCAGACUAUUCCCAACGACACGAUUGAUCUUUCUGUCGCAUUGACCCGGCCGCCUGAAGAAAAGCUACAUACCCCCUCUUUAAUUCAGCCCCAUGAUAGGUCUAAAUAUUCUCCAGUACCAAGUCCUAACAAAACAUCCACCUCCAUUAAUAAUCAAGAAGACGGUAACUCUACUGAAGGCACGUCAGUUCCUUCUUCACUGUCUGAUUUUAAUGACAGAAAACAACUUUCUUUUGUAUAUAGUUCAGAUGUCAGUGAAGGCAUGGCAGAUUUUAACAUCACCGAACCUGAGACCUCAUCCAACACAAGUUCCUCUUCAGAAUCCAACGCAAAAACACCUUCUCAGACUACAAGAAAUGUGAGUUACCCGAUGCUGCCCAGCUCUUACGAGCAGAGCACCGUACCUUCAACAUCAGACCCUCAGAUUGACACGGGAGUUCACAAUUCUACCUCACACAGAGACUACAUUCAAAAGAUUUCAAAUCUGGAUACAGAGGGGACCGUCAAUCUGCAAAAUAUGUCUGUACCUCGGGCCACAGAUUCAUACAGCAGUCCACGCACCUCUCAAGUAAAUGAAACGAGUGACAGUUCCAAUAAAAAUGCCAGUCCAUUUCCAGGAGAUGCGAUCACAGCUGAUUCGCAGUCUGGAAGUGGAACAUACAACACACAGAGUGAAGGAAGGCAACAUUCUGCUGUGGCCAACACGCGUUCUUUUCAACAGCUAAAUAAUUUUAGGGCAUCAAAUUCUGAGCCUCAAAAUGGAACUGAUAACUUAAUGAUACCUAAUGGCAAUCAGCAUCCAUCUGUUUCUGACAGCGUCGAUAGUCCCCCACCAACAAGCUCUUUUCCUAAAAAGAAUCUUAAACCUCUUUCUGACGAAGGACUCCAAGUAAUUUCAUUACCGACUUACCAUCCAAAUGACGUGAUUCAUGUCUCAUCAUCCGAAAUGUACCCAAGUGAUGGCAUACGUAACGCAUCUCAUGAAGAGAAGAAUCCGUGUGCAAGGACGUGCAAGGAGGGCUUGCCGUCCAUGGUGUGCCGGUACAAGUUUGAACUGGAGUGGUACUACACCAUGAGCAAAGCUUGCUACAACUGUCCACUAAGUUUGGACGACUGCGACCGAAAGGACUGUGUUGUGGCAGAUGGCGUGAAACGUCCUAUAGUCGUGGUCAACAGACAGAUGCCAGGUCCCAGCAUUGAGGUGUGCAAGGGUGACCGUAUCAUAGUGGAUUUGCAAAACCACAUGAUGGAGGAGAGCACAAGUAUUCACUGGCACGGACAUCACCAGCGUGGAACGCCCUACAUGGAUGGCGUUCCGUAUGUCACCCAGUGCCCCAUCCCACCCAAAUCAUCAUUCCGCUACCACUACAUCGCAGACACACCUGGCACUCACUUCUGGCAUUCACAUUCAGGUUGUCAGAGGGCAGAUGGAGUAUUUGGAGCACUGAUCAUUCGUGUUCCAUCAUCCAGUGAUCCUCACAGAGAGCUGUAUGACAAAGAUCUCUCUGAACACAUUGUGCAAGUCCUGGACUGGGAUGACAAACUAGGAGUGGAGAAGUUCCUGGCACAUCACCAUGCCAAUGGAAACAAUAAGCCAAAGACCCUGCUGGUUAACGGAAGGGGCCGCUUUCACCAAUUUCAGGAUGUAAAUUCUGUCACUAGAAAUGUGACACGUUCACCUAUUUCAACAUUCACUGUUCAACAGGGCUUCCGCUACAGAUUCCGCCUCAUAAACGCGGGCUUCCUCAACUGCCCUAUCGAGCUGUCAGUGGAUAACCACACCCUUUUAGUUAUCAGCAGUGAUGGAACUGAUCUGAGGCCAGUGGAAGCUAAAACUCUGGUGACCUAUGCUGGAGAAAGAUUUGAUUUUGUACUAAAAGCAAAUAAUAAAGUUGGCAACUACUGGAUGAGGUUCCGAGGGCUGAUGGACUGUGAUGAACGCUUCACUAAAGCUCACCAGGUUGCAGUGCUUCAUUAUGAUGGCGCCCCUCUGAAUGAAGAACCACCUGGGGAGGUGAGAUACGAAAUACCCCGGAGGGAAGGACUGCAAGUAAACUCUCUGAAUGUGGGAACUGCCACUGCUGGAUCACUGGUUAUACCUGAACUGCAUGCAAUGGCAGAAGAUGAUCAAAGUCUAAAAGAAGAACCUGACAUGACAUUCUAUUUAUCAUACGAUUUCUAUGAACUAGACAACCCUCAUUACCACCGGUCACCAUUUUAUGGUUUUCACCAAGUCGCCAGCAGGUUACAGCGUCUGCUUACGCCUCAGCUGAACCAUAUAUCAUUAAAGUUGCCACCAUUCCCACUUCUGUCCCAGCACGGUGACCUCGGCACACGAUAUCCUUUCUGCAAUGAGACUACCGUAAGUGGCUGCGAAAGCAAGUACUGCGAGUGCACGCAUGUGAUUGAGGUGCCACUGGGGGCUGUUCUGGAACUCAUUCUCAUUGACAAAGGGAACGCAUAUGAUGCAAACCAUCCAUUCCACUUGCAUGGUCAUGCAUUCCGUGUGAUAGCCAUGGAACGUCUUAACAGGAGCACGACAGUGGAAGAAGUUAAGGCCAGAGAUAAAGCAGGCCUGAUCCACCGGAAAUUAAAAGGAGCACCGAUCAAGGACACUAUCACCGUUCCAGAUGGAGGUUUCACGAUAGUGCGUGUCCAUGCCAGUAAUCCAGGUUACUGGUUAUUUCACUGCCAUAUUGAAUUUCAUGUGGAACUUGGCAUGGCAGUUGUUUUCAAAGUGGGUCAACACCAUGAAUUCCCGUCUUCUCCGAAAGCCUUCCCUCGAUGCAACAAUUACAUGCCAUCGGAAGAAGAGGCUGAACAAACAAACGACGUGGAAAAUGACAUUCAAGCCCCUAACAGCUUUAUUCCACACUGGUGGCCCCUCAGAUCAUCUUCAGCAUCCAUGAUAUCUGUUCCCCCAGAUCUUGCCCUUUUGUUAUUGCUCUGUGCAGCUGUUCGGUGACCAAAUCUGCCCUACAGACAGUUUCAGCUGUGAGGCGACGUCUUUCCACAAAAUCUACAAACAGAUGAUGUAGCAGCAGACAGUCUCCCUUUCAUUCAUUCUGUUUCAAGGUCCUAAUGGAGCAGAGUUCACUCUUGGGAAUGUAUCAGGGGGCCGUGUAUGUGUGUUUGUCCGUGUGUCCUUCUCCUGAUUAAACUACGUGCAACAAUAUUAAACUCACUCCAUGAUGCAUAGUACUUCUUCAGAAGUAUAUAGUUGUUCAGAUCAUCAACAAACUAUGCCUCGUAUGGAACUUGUAAAUUUAUUUUAAUGGUGAUAACAACCUGUCACUGGACACUAUCCUGAGCCAGAUGACACUGUCUUUUUAAGAUCAGUUUUUUUUAAUAUUGUCUACCAUCUACACUGUGGAAGAUAUCCAUUAAUGUACUUAUUUAUAAAAAGCGUAAUAAACAGUCAUUAUUACAGAAUAUCACUAUUAACAACAACAUAUAAAAUUUUAUCUAAUGAUCUUCUAUCAAUAUUAUAGCCCUUUAUACCAUGCAGUUUUCAAUGCAAUCAAUCAUUUCAUUACCAAGAAUUAUUUACUCAUUUAAUUAUAUUAGAUGUUAUAAAGAUAAUCAUGUUUCAGCUUUCAUAGGUUCAUGAUGAGCAUCUUCAUUCACUGUUUCAUAUAUAGUUAAAAUGCAUCUUUAAAAUAUUAUAAGCAUUAAGGUUUCUAGAAAAACUUGAAAGUGUAAAGUUAAAAUAUUAGUUGGAGUUGUUGUACUUUGUUCAAAUUUGUUAAAAUGUCAAAAUUAUCACUGUAACAUUGAACUUCUCUCGCAUCACUAAUCACUCACUAUUUUCAUAAAUGUUAAAUUUCAAUGCUGAUAAUGCAGGUCACUUUUUGUUCUUGCGUUAAUUCCUUCAAGUUUCUUGUUGUUCAGUUGCACAUCAAGCAUCUUUACCUGCAUACCACCACUUUUGUGGAUAAUUAUAGGAAACAUUUCAAUAGCUCCCUAGUUGCUUGCAUCUGUUGAGACCCCACAAAACAGAAUAUUCUAAAGAGACUGGACACUCGUUGCCUCUCAAUGGAGGCAGAAUAGUCCUCUGAAAUGUUGAUAAACUUCUACCAGAGUACACAGUGCUACAACCUAGAAGACAGCCAUCUUUGGACUCAUUGCUGUGAAAAUCUGAAGUGAUCUUAAUAAUAAAAUGCGUGUUUGUGGAAUAUCUUGUGAUCAUUCUAAAACAAUGUGUUUGUGUAAUUCAUGAAUUAUAACUGUCAAAACCACAUUUUUAAGGAAUUCAAAAUACAGCUAACUGUUCAGUGGUUUAAA
Molecule: messenger RNA, 4609 nt
Organism: Zootermopsis nevadensis
Lineage: Eukaryota; Metazoa; Arthropoda; Insecta; Blattodea; Termopsidae
Product: multicopper oxidase 3
Biological process (GO): iron ion transport
Cellular component (GO): plasma membrane
Molecular function (GO): oxidoreductase activity; copper ion binding
Source: RefSeq, a predicted model, not a curated record